AUGAAUAUGGGAGAGUUCGACGCUAGAGAGAUCACGGCCCUUCCGACGUUCUUCAAUAACUCCGGCGCCCUCCCGUGGCAACCAGAAGACAAUCGACUAGGCAAAAAGUUGCACGCAAUCCAGAAUCAACAGCCAUCUCUAGGAUCUAAUCCUCAGAUCCCUAAAGAUAGGAAUCAGAAGCAGCUCUCCUCUAAGAAAAUCGCAAGGCGGAAAAAGCCCAACUCUCGUCAGCGAUUUUCUAGUACUGGGAACUGGUCAUAUGAGGAACUCGAAUCCCUCCUUCCUUUCAUUGAAGCGAGACGCUCGAUUUCGUGGAGAGAUAAGGUGAAGCUAUGGAACAAAAUGUUCGGUACAAACCGUUCCCCAGAAUCCCUACGCGGGCAAUACAACCGGAUUACAGGGCAGGGCACACUAGUAGGAGCUCUAGUCAGACCUUUGGCAACCAGAGUACCGGCGGAAGCUUCUCAUGAGCCACGAAUGUCAUCGGUAGGCCGUUCGCCCACGUCUGCUAGUGCCUCACAUGCCUCUCGCCUAGCGCAACGGAUCGACCUCUCAGGCACACGCGGCAUUAAUAGCGACAGUAAGAUUGAUUCUCGAGAACAAUUGGCAGGCCGUGUUGCCCCUCAUGCUAUAUCAGACUGUCGAAAAUUAGGCUCUAGCCAUGUCUUUACAAUUAGUGAACUCCUUUCCACCUCUGAUCCCGAUGAAGGCGUCUCUAAGGGACCAGUAGGCCAGGAAGGAGAGGCCUUUAGCUCGCCACAUCAACAUCAGGCAUCUUUACCACGUAUGGAUGAAGAGAUCUCACAGCAGGCCCACGCCACCCCCCAUAACCCGCUUCUCUCCAAUCCUGCUUAUCUUUGUCUCAAAACAGCGCAAGAUGACGGUUGUGAAAGACCAAGUGGCCCCAUAUUCAGGCCGAUGUUAGCUCAACCGCCAAGCCCUGGAUCAGGACGGAGCUCCACGGCCAACCAGUCCCUACAGUUACAAUCAUCGCCAAGCCAAAGCUUGGCUUCUAGUUGGACGUCUCGCAUGGAAAGCAUUCAACGAAGCAACGGCGAUAAAUUACAGUGGCCGGAUGACAGUUGUGCUCAACUCUAUCAAACAUUACAUGAGCAGUUAUGGGAGGUCCUCGAAACGCAGAGUGGGCCCCCGCAAACUCCGGCGCGACAGGACCAAGAGGCGCAGAUCGUACAUUCUCAGAGGCCGGCACGGCAGGAUCGCGCAACACAGACCGACCUAUCGCAGAACCUAGAACCGCAGAGUCUAGUGUUGCAGGAAAAGCCCCUGUACGAAGACCCUCCCGAGAAAGGCAAUGGCUAUCCUGCCAAGCGCCAAAAGAAGAACUGCCGGCGCCUUCAGCCUCUGGACGUUUCGUUGGAUCGGAAUUCGUUCGGCCAUAGUUCGGCCAGCACAUCAUCUUCCCAGGAAGGUACCUGGCGCGACUGGGUGCUAGGAGGGCUUUGGGGAAGAGGAAAUGGCAGGACAAUUUAG
Penicillium riverlandense is the source of this 1491-nucleotide messenger RNA. RefSeq lists its product as uncharacterized. The coding region runs from base 1 to 1491 and encodes 496 amino acids. The record is from RefSeq and is a predicted model, not a curated record. NCBI's taxonomy places the organism in Eukaryota, Fungi, Ascomycota, Eurotiomycetes, Eurotiales, Aspergillaceae. The transcript is spliced from 2 exons.